AUGACUCCUAAAGAGGAGGAAAGUGAGCACAGAGAAGCAGAUGGACAACAUGUACAGCAGCUCCUCUCUCACAACUCUGAUGCUGCUGAGAAUCAAGAUCCCAAAGAGAAGAAGCUGAAGGACUCAGAGAUCACUGUAAAAUCAAAACAAAGACAAAAGAGACACAGAAAACACACAGACGUCCCACAGCAACAUGUGUGUAAGGAGGAGGAGGACGAGCAGCAGCUCUGUCACCAGGAGAGGAAGUCCAGUCUGGACCAGGAGGAGCCAGAGCCUCCACAGAUGAAAGAGGAGCAGGAGGGAGAGCAGCUCAAACAGGAGGAGACUGACACGCUGAUAAUGACUCCUAAAGAGGAGGAAAGUGAGCACAGAGAAUCAGAUGGACAACAUGUACAGCAGCUCCUCUCUCACAACUCUGAUGCUGCUGAGAAUCAAGAUCCCAAAGAGAAGAAUCAAAAAGACUCAGAGAUCACUGUAAAAUCAAAACAAAGACAAGAGAGACACAGAAAACACACAGGUGAGAGUUGUUACUCCUGCAGCACUUGUGGACAAAGAUUCAGCCAGAAAUCACAUUGGAAUCAUCACAUUCGUACUCACACAGGUACAAGAAAGUACACCUGUGGUACCUGUGGGACAUCAUUUACACGUAAAUGUACUUUGGAUGAACACUUAAAAAUCCAUACAGGUGAAAAACCACAUGCCUGCACAAUGUGCAACAAAUCUUUUAGAAAAAAAGGUAAUUUGACAGUCCACAUAAUGACACACACAGGUGAGAAGCCUUUCUCCUGCAGCACCUGUGGAACAAGAUUCUAUACAAAAUCACAUAUGAAUCGGCACAUCCGUACUCACACAUGUACAAGAGUGUACACCUGUGGAACAUCAUUCACACAUAAAUUUACUUUGGAUGAACACUUAAAAAUCCAUACAGGUGAAAAACCACACACCUGCACAAUAUGCAACAAAUCAUUCAGACUUAAAAAUGAUUUGACAAUUCACAUGAGAAGACACACAGGUGAGAAGCCUCACUCCUGCAGCACCUGUGGAACAAGAUUCAGUCGGAAAUCAGCCUUGGAUCAGCACAUUCGUACUCACACAGGUACAAAGCCGUACACCUGUGUUACCUGUGGAAGAUCAUUCACACAGAAUUCUGUUUGGAACAGGCACUUAAAAAUCCAUACAGGUGAAAAACCACACACCUGCACAAUGUGCGACAAAUCUUUUAGACAAAAAUGUGAGCUGACAGUCCACAUGAGAACACACACAGGUGAGAAGCCUUACUCCUGCAGCACCUGUGGAACAAGAUUCAGUCAGAAAUCAACCUUGGAUCAACACAUUCGUACUCACACAGGUUCAAAGCCGUACACCUGUGUUACCUGUGGAAGAUCAUUCACACAGAAAUCUUGUCUGAUCCAGCACUUAAAAAUCCAUACAGGUGAAAAACCACAUACGUGCACAAUGUGCAACAAAUCUUUCAGAGACAAAGGUAAUUUGACAACGCACAUGAGAAGGCACACAGGUGAGAAGCCUUUCUCCUGCAGCACCUGUGGAAAAAGAUUCUGUCAGAAAUCAGAUCUGAAUAAGCACAUUCUUACUCACACAGGCUCAAAGCCAUUCACCUGUGGUAACUGUGGAAGAUCAUUCACAGAUAAAAGGUCUCUGGACUACCACGUAGAGAUCCAUGCAGACUAUAAUGGUUAAACUUCCUAAAUCUGUGUCAGGUCUCUCAGAAUUGGUGCUGACUUGAUGGUUCAUGAGAGAAGACCUGACACUGCUGAGACACUGUACCUUUGAUACCUGAGAUCUGCUAGAAAAGAGACUUUGACUCCUCGACUUUUUUGUGACUAGUGUUAGGUCCUGUUACUGUUAAAGUUACUUGUUAUGUUCCCAGAUUCCUGCCAUUAAAAACAUUCCUGUGUUACAUAGUGAGAAAAGUAACACAUGAAGCCCACUUCAGACCAAAGAUUCAUGACACAAGCAGACAGAACAGCUCCAGUCAGAACAGCUGAUGGUGUUGUCAGUUUCUGCUUGUCUUGCUGUUAAUCUUUGGUCUGAUCUGGGAUUUAGAGUACUUUUGCAUUACUGAAGAUUUAAAUGUUUUUGUGACUUGCUACACAGUGCAUCUUCAUGCAGCUUUAUGUACAGUUCAUUCUCUGCAGUUUAAUAACAAUGCAGUUCUUCGUUUUAAUAAUAUGACAGCAGACUUAGCUCAGAGGUAUAAAGUAUUAAACAGCUGUUUGAAUGAAAACACUACAACACAAGCUUUUGAACUUUUGUUUCAUGUUGAUGUUUUUCUUGUUCUUUUGUUAAGAAAUGAACAUUAACAGAUUUUUCCAAACAAUAAAUGUUCUGUCUGAAAGCUCACUAGUUAAAUCAGCUGGCUACUCAUGCACAUUGACACAGGUGUAUGUUUACCUUUGGCUGGUACCAGCGUUUCUGCUAGACUUUUUUGUCCCUGGUCAAAAUGACCAGCAGUCCUCAAGAAUUCCAGCCAUUUAGAACAACUACAGGACAUUUGCUUUAACAUUAUUUUGCUGUAUUAACAGCAGCAAAACGCAUAAACCUGAUAUUCUGUGAUACAUUGAUACAUACAAGUAUGCGCUAAACGGGAGAGGGGACACAUUUUUAUUUCCAGACCUGACCCAAAACCGAGACAGUAGAAACCAAGCCGACAGUAAACCUGAGUAAUUAUUAUCCUAUUACAGACUGGUAGACAUGUACACAUAAUUAGACCCUAGAACCAACUGCACAAAGACUUUCUCUUAUUUUUCUUUGUGGAAGUGGUUUAAAGUUUCAAAAUAAAGGCUACGCGCUUUUCCUUACACACGCAGUCAGUUACACAUUAUACACCCACGUUAAACUCAUAAACAACAACGGUUAGCUUCACAUUAGCACCGUAAGCCUGUUAGCACAUUGGCUGCUACUGUAACUUAGCAGCUUACAACAGCCACGGAAACUCAGGCUGGUACACAGCUAUGUGCCGACAAGUUGGAGAGAAACAGAAACUGUGCAUGUGCUUUUAGGAUUUGCUUUUAUCACAGUUAAAUUGAAAAUCAUGUAUUUUUACACGAAUGUAUUACUUUUAUUUAAA
Cheilinus undulatus (humphead wrasse) is the source of this 3088-nucleotide messenger RNA. Its product is annotated as gastrula zinc finger protein XlCGF57.1-like. The coding region runs from base 1 to 1698 and encodes 565 amino acids. The record is from RefSeq and is a predicted model, not a curated record. The transcript is spliced from 2 exons. NCBI's taxonomy places the organism in Eukaryota, Metazoa, Chordata, Actinopteri, Labriformes, Labridae.